Molecule: messenger RNA, 2688 nt
Organism: Pseudozyma flocculosa PF-1
Lineage: Eukaryota; Fungi; Basidiomycota; Ustilaginomycetes; Ustilaginales; Ustilaginaceae
Exons: 2
Coding region: 1-2688 (895 amino acids)
Source: RefSeq, a predicted model, not a curated record
AUGGGAGCCUCGCCCGCAUCGGGCCCCAACGCCGUCGCCGGCCCCUCUUCGGCUCCAGCAAAGCAGCCUCCGAGGCAGUUGCCUCGUCUCGAGCGGCCGACCGGCAGCCCUUUGCCGAGGAGGUCGCACCUCAAUCUUCGCAACCCGGCCGGAGUCAACAUCAUGCUCGUCCAGCGUGACAAGACGAUCAUGUCGGUCAGCGCGGAUCGACGCUUUCCGAAUCUGGCUGUGACCCAGUCGGUCGACGAGCUCGAGGCCAUUCUCGGAUGUCCGCUUGUUAUCGGCGGCACGACUCUCUCGGCAGCAGAGAAAGCACGCAUUCGCGGCGAGCCCGGAUUCGCAGUACUGGCCCACUAUGUGGUCAGGCUCAUCCUCGAGCAGGAUCGAGGCGCGACAGCAGCAGAAGGAGCCGCAAUCAUCGAGGAGUUCCGGCGAGAGCGGGAGAAGGCGCCGGAUCACGUUGAGAAGACGCGUCCUCUCAUCAAGACCAAUCGCCAGGUCUCGCAGGGCCGCGUGUACUACUACACAAAGGUCACAUACGCCGACAGAGAGCUCUCAUUCCGCCAGGUCGACGAGGGCACCGAGAACGACAUCGGCCGCCGACUCUUCGACGAGCUGACGGCUCAGGUCGACAACGACGAUAACCCGGAUUCGCAAGCGAUCUGGCGCCGGGUCUCAGCUCGGUAUCAGCCGAGCGUCCUCGAGCUCGCCGACAAGUUCCUCGCCGGCGAGCAAACCGGUAUCCCCACAUACAAAGCGGUGCAGAGCCGCAUCCGCGCGCACCAGUGCCCGGCGCCUGGCUUUGCAACCGCCGACACCGACCUCUUCUACUGCUGGCGCGUCGGCGCGGCGUUCCCAGCGCUGAGAGCGCUGUUCGAGCGGCCCGACCUUCAUCAUGGCAAGUACGAAGGGCUGAAGGCGACCUCGAUGGGGAGCCCAUUCGCCUGUCGAUUCCACGCCGCGUGGCUGGCCGUCCAGAGCUUUAUGCUCGGUGGCUGGUCGCACAUCACGUCGGUGGCCUUCACGGAGGUUCGGCAUCCGGCGACAUUCCUUCCACCAGUGAAAGUCGAUCAGCUUUUCGACGUCGACCUCGCCACCGACAUGCACGUACCGCUGCCCCUGGUCGGCGAUGAAAAGACGGCCGCGGCGCUCGUGGCUUACCUGCUCGGUGCAGGGCCCCCGCCCCACCCGCUCUACGCAGUCGCCGACGACAUUGUCAAGCCCCGACCGAGCGACGACGACCCCUUCGACCUGCGCUCGCUCCUCGACGAUGGCUACGUUCGUUAUCUAAACCUCCUCUGCGCCCUGCAGUUGCGCAAGCCUUCCGUCGACAAGGAGGUCCGGUUCGCCGUGAACGAGGCAGGCGCCCUUUACCAGCACGGCGUCGACAACAUCAAGAUCACGACCCAGCAUCACAACCUCUCCAAGUUCUCGCGAACGCCGCUCGUCGCCGAGCUCGGCGAGAUCGCCAUCUUUGUCCACCAGACGGUGCGGCAGAUCGUCGGCGACGAGAAAGCCGAUGGCAUGCUCGCCGAGAUUGCGCGCAUACUCCGAGAGCACCACGCGGACGGCGAGACGUCGUUCUUCUCGCGUCGAGUCGAGUUUGGCGCUGCGAGGCCGGCGCCGGACGAGAUCCGUCGACGUACCGAACGCGCCCGACCCUCGGCUCUUCCCCGGUCCACGGGUAGAAUCGCCGUCCUGACAGCCGAGCAGCUACCUCCAGGUCCCGAGCUCGCCAACGAGGCCGCCGAGGGACAAGGCGAGGUCGGUGAGGGACAAGACGAGGUCGGCGAGGGACACGACGAGGUCGGCGAGGGACACGACGAGGUCGGCGAGCCCAUCUCCGGUGCUCCAGAGCUGACGUCGGCGGCUGCGGCAGUCGGGCAGCUGACUUCGGACGAGCGGCGUGCGGUGAUCAAGGUCGCCGCACAGCUGGAGAGCGAGUUCGGCGGCACGCUGCCGAGGACCUCGUCGGGGUUCCCCAACCCGCUUGAGGCCUCGAGCGAGACCGCCUUCGUCUCGCUCGCCGCGGCGCUGCUCGAUCGGAGCAUCGAAAGCUGCGAUCAGCAGCGCCCGCUGCCGACCUCUCCGCCGGCGAUCCCCGUCACACCGGGAGAAAAGUGGGAGGCUCUUCGAGAGUACGGCUCAGGCCACAACUCGAUUGCGACUAUGGUUCUCGUCCUUUGCCGAGAGUGGCUGCGCCAGGCGGCGAGGCCCGGUUUCGACGGCCUGCGCUGCCCCGGCACCGGGCUCCCUCUGGUGUUCGGGGACGCGGGCCACCCGCUCGCCGGCUCGAUCGGCCAUUCGGUCCACGGCAUCCCCAUGGCACAUGGAUACCGCACGCCGGCACCUCGACAGCUCGCGUCCGAUUACCACAGGCCUGCCGACAACGUGUCGGUGGAAUCGUGGACGUGGAACCUGUGGCGGGGUUCAAACCGCUGCCUUCGGGCGGCACUGGAGCUGAACAAGCUUUUCGGCCUUGCAUGGAUGCGCAGCAUCCAUCCCGAGGGCCCUUUUUCGGCGUUGGCCCUCGACAGCGCCGACCUUGCCCGCAUCGAGACCCUAUCGGUGUCGUGGCACCCUGAUGUCGACCCCCGGAUCGACAUCAAUGUGCUGAGCCGCGGCGAGCAGAAUCUGUUCGUCCGGCUCACCGGCUGGACCCCGACGGCGUCGAGGCGUACCACCUAG